AUGAAAUCAUAAUCUAUAUUCCAAGAAUGCUAUUACCCAAAAACUUUUAGAGGCUACAAAUAUGACAGUGUCCUUGGACAAGGGACCUUUGGAGUAGUCUGCAAAUACAUGAAAGAUGGAAUGGCUUACGCUGUCAAAUUUGAAUCUCAAAACAGUAGUCAAUCGAUGAUCCAGGAAAAAUAAAUGCUAAAACGUAUUGAUGCUGAAAAUUAGAAAAUUGAUAAUUUAAAAGAUUAGGUUAGAGCUCCUAAAUUGUUUCUAGAUGGCUCUAUUAAAGCAGAAAAUGUUCAGAAUAUAUCCUAUAAUUACAUGGUGCUAGACUACUUUUCUGAGAGUAUAAGUGAGGGAUAAAAAAGCAUGACUAAAAGCUAAUUGGCUAUUCAAAUGAUUGAGCAACUUGAAAAUCUGCAUGCUAUGAACAUUAUUCACAGAGAUGUAAAGUUGGAAAACUUUAUGAUUCAAAACAGCAAAGUUCAUCUUAUUGAUUUUGGAUCAGCCAAAGAAUAUCGCGGUCCCAACGGAGUUAUACCCUUUAAGACAUAGUGUGGUGUGAUAGGCACAGCUUACACUGCUUCACUCAAUUCUCAUCGAUGCCUUGAAGUGAUGCCAGUAGAUGACUUAAUAUCUGUAAUAUAUUCUUUAAUUUGGCUCUGGGAUGAUCAUUUCCCAAUGAAAGUAGAGUUAGAAGAGGCUAUCAUGAGAUAUGCCUAAAUGCCAGAAUAGUUAUCUAUUUGCUAUAGACAAAAAGUAUCACAAAAAGUAAGACAAAUAUUUAUUUAACACAUUAUAGAGUAAAACGUUAACAACCUACGCCAGCAAAUUUCUUUUUUAUAUUCUCAAAUACUACUUAAUCCCUCUGCAAGAUUUACAAUUUCAAGACUAUGA
Stylonychia lemnae is the source of this 885-nucleotide messenger RNA. The record is from the annotation of a GenBank genome assembly. Lineage: Eukaryota; Ciliophora; Spirotrichea; Sporadotrichida; Oxytrichidae.